GUCACUUACAGUCGCAGCGCUGAGACCGUACAAGCCACAAAACCACACACCAAUGCUUUUGGCCAGUAUUGCAUCGCGGCGAUUUCUCGCUGCAUCUUCCGUCGCGAUGACGGCUCCAGCGCGGAUGGCCGUCGCUGCAUUCAGCACCUCGGCGUUCGCUGCUGCUGGUGCUGGUGCUGGUUCUGGCUCUGAUGCGGCGAGCGGACGCGUGUUUGACGUUACGUCCGAGGCCGACUUUCAGCAGCGUGUCAUCGACGCCAAGGUCCCUGUCAUUGUCGACUUCUGGGCGGCUUGGUGCGGUCCGUGCCGUGCAUUGACGCCGACGUUGACCCGCGUUGUCGGCGAAAGCUCGACUGAGGUCCAUCUCGCCAAGGUGAACGUGGAUGAGGUUGGCGACAUUGCGGCCAAGUACCAGAUCUCUUCGAUUCCUGCAGUGUUUGCUUUCAAGAACGGAGCUGUCAGUGACCAAUUCGUUGGCGCGCUGCCCUACCCAAAGGUCAAAUCGUUCGUCGACAAGCUCGCUUCCCAGUCGUAGUGGAUUGACCAGCUUUUUUCGGCACCAGCCUCUUUUCGUUCUCCCCUAUAUCGAUCCACGUCUUUUCUUGUUGGUUGAUAAGACUCCUGCAUGCCGGGGUGCGCUUCCGUUCACACUCUUCGCACUCUUCGCACUCUUCGCACUCUUCGCACUGUUCGCACUUUUCAUGUCCUCCCUUCAAAAGCGC
Molecule: messenger RNA, 722 nt
Organism: Capsaspora owczarzaki ATCC 30864
Lineage: Eukaryota; Filasterea; Ministeriida; Capsasporidae
Product: thioredoxin
Exons: 4
Coding region: 53-535 (160 amino acids)
Cellular component (GO): cytoplasm
Molecular function (GO): protein-disulfide reductase activity
Source: RefSeq, a predicted model, not a curated record